CAGCAGUGUGAGGAGACCUGAAAGUGGCACAUGGCAGAGUGUGGCGAUGGAGACAGCAGCAAUGGGAGGCCGUACAGGGACCCAUGACACACUCUGGACCUGGCAGCAGCAUGAGGAGGCGUCCCUAUCAAGAGUCCAAUGGCAGAGUGGCGGAGCAGAAUCAGCUUCAAUUGAAGGCCAUACACAGGCCUAGGUUUAAAACCAAACACAGGCCUCGGUUAAAAAGCGGAAGACGUCAGCAGCGUGUGAGCAGACGACAGAGGCACAUGGCGCAGGGUGGCGGUGGAGGCAGCAGCAAUGGAAGGCCAUACAGC
Staurois parvus is the source of this 314-nucleotide messenger RNA. The record is from the annotation of a GenBank genome assembly. Lineage: Eukaryota; Metazoa; Chordata; Amphibia; Anura; Ranidae.